Molecule: messenger RNA, 1944 nt
Organism: Tilletiopsis washingtonensis
Lineage: Eukaryota; Fungi; Basidiomycota; Exobasidiomycetes; Entylomatales
Product: DNA primase, large subunit
Exons: 6
Coding region: 101-1858 (585 amino acids)
Biological process (GO): DNA replication, synthesis of primer
Cellular component (GO): alpha DNA polymerase:primase complex
Source: RefSeq, a predicted model, not a curated record
CCCGUCCACGCCUCUGCUCCUCCAGCGCCAGCACCAGCACCUCUCGCCUCGCCUGCUGCGACCAGUGCUCCGCCUCUCCGUCCACUUGUCCAUCUGCGCCAUGUUCCGCGUCGCGCCCGCCUCGGCUUCCGGAGCCACUGCCGGCGCCGGCAGCAGCACAGCGCCCACGGUGGCCUCGCACGCGACCAAGGGCCCGCGCCAGUACCCCUUCCGCCUCAACUUCUACCAGCGGCCGCCGACGCAUGAGGUCACGAUCGAGCAGUUUGAGCUGUGGGCCAUUGACCGGCUUCGCGUGCUCGCCGAGGUGGAGUCGUCCCAGGCGCGCAACCGCUCGUGGCCAGAGAUGCGCGAGGCCGUGCUGGCCAUGGCGAAGAAGUAUCUGCCUCUCAACUCUACCACGGCCGGCAGCGGCGGCGGCGUGGACCUGACGCAGGAGCGCAUGAAGGACCACGUCUCGCACUUUGUCCUGCGCCUCGCCUUCUGCCGCAGUGAGGACCUGCGGCGGCGCUUUCUGAAGGCCGAGUCGACGCUGUUCCGGCUGCGCUUCGAUACGGACGAUGCGGCGGAGCGCGAGGCGUUUCUCCAGACGCUCAACUUCGACUGGGUGCAAGUGAGCAGCGAGGAGAAGCAGGCGAACAAGGAUGCUCUUCUGGCGACGACACCCUGGCUCAAGGCCACCUUCGACAACGAGAGCUUUUUCAAGGUGCACUGGACCCGCGUGGCAGAUCUCGUGGAGAAGCGCCGCGUCUUCCUGCAGGCCGGCACGGCGUGGGUGCCGAUGCGCGAGCAGUCCUCGCUGGUCGUGACGGAGUUCCAGACCCGCCUGUCGCGAGACCUUGAGCUGACCGCGCGAGCGCUGCCGCGCCUCGACGAGGAUGACCGGCUGCUGCCCGUGCUCGCGCAUCUCUCGCUCGGCUUCAUCGCGGGCGUGUCAUCGGACUACUCCGACAGCGCCAUCAAGCUCGAAGAUGGCGGCCACAUCUCCGCCUCGCACGUCGAUGCGCUGGUGCGCAAGCAUGCGCCGCUGUGCAUGCGCAACCUGCACGAGAGCCUGCGGCGCGACAAGCACCUCAAGCACUACGGCCGCCUGCAGUACAACCUCUUCCUCAAGGACAUGGGCCUGCCGAUCGAGGAGGCGCUGCUCUUCUGGCGCCGCUCCUUCGCCAACAAGACGGACGAGCAGUUCUCGAAGGAAUACAAGUACAACAUCAGGCACGGCUACGGCCUGGAGGGCAAGCGGGUCAACUACCCGGCAAAGAGCUGCGUGCGCAUCAUCACGCAGGAUCAGCCCGGCCCGCAGGACAACCACGGCUGUCCGUUCCGGCACUUCUCUCCCGCGAACCUCUCUGCAGCGCUCGCUACGCACUAUGGGCUCGCGCCUGCUGAGCAGUCUGAGAUUCUCACAGCCGUCAAGGCGGAGCACUACCAUGUGGGAUGCACGCGGUUGUUCGAGCUCACGCACGCCAAGAAGGGCAUUCGGAAAGGAGACGGCCUGGGCAACGGCGAGAGCGUCAACCACCCGAAUCGCUACUUCGAGCGCAGCUGGGAGGUCUCGCGCGAGUCUGGCGACGUGCAGAUGGAGGCGGAUCCGGACGACUCGAUGGCGCAGGAGGAAGAGCGCCGCAAGAAGCUGCAGCAGGGCGUCGCCUCGCAGGAGCCGAAGGACGAGUUCGACGACGAGACCAUGGACGAACUGAUGCGCGCCGCAGCGGACCAGGGCCAGACGCAGUGGGCGGGUGCAGCUGUCGGGACGGGGAGUGCGGCGCGGCCCAUCCCGGGGCCUUUCGACGACGAGGACCGCAAGCCGGUGAUCGGGUCCGCGGAGGCCGGCGACGUGGUCAUGCAGGAGGCGCCAUAGAGAUGCCUGCCGGACCUCGCUCUGUACACUAUUGUCAGGUUCGACUCGUCACGUCGGAACAGCGCAUUGUAUUAGCGGUCGACUGU